AUGGGCUACGGCGCCUUCGGCGACUCUGCGCCUGGUAAUUUUCUAACCGGCUUCGGCUUCUACAACCCAUUCUGGCUUCUCGACAUAUCCAACGCCGCCAUUGUCAUUCACCUCGUGGGAGCUUACAAAGUCUUUUGUCAGCCGCUCUUCGCCUUCAUUGAGAAAUGGGCGAAUCGAACAUGGCCGGACUCCAAGUUUAUCUCUAAAGAGAUCAGAAUCCGGUUGAGUUCUACGAAGUCCUAUAAGCUUAACCUUUUCCGGUUAUUUAUGCCAAAUCUUACUGGCAUAAAUAAUAGAAAACCCUACCAUAAGAAUCAAAAUUUGCUGGACACUGCAAGAUAUUUGCAAUGGCGAGCUUCAGCUUUUAUUUAUGGAUUUUACAAUGCUUAAAAUGCUGGCACCAAUUUCAAAUAAAAAAAAUUAUAAAAAUCACAGAGAAUUAUUCCUAAUGAUCGAUAGAAUACAUGUAUUUAUUGAUAUCAACAAUCUUCCAAAAUCAUCGAGGAAUAAUUUUGUUGAAUCUCCAGUGCUUAAGCUACCAUGUGGCAGAUAAAACUAACAGCCUGUAUUUUCAAUAGCAGGCUCUACAACAGAAAAUAAAUAACAUCUUCAUUGAUCAAAUCAAACGAAUAUAUUGCCAUGCACAGACUUCCAUAUUCCUUCGACUGGAUCGUUAUACUCUUAAUAGAUUCGCUUCUGCAUGUACAGGCCAAAGAGUUGGAAGAAGCUGACUAAUACAAUUUGAAACGGUUGAAGUUGA
This is a messenger RNA of Dendrobium catenatum, 760 nucleotides long. RefSeq names its product amino acid permease 3-like. The coding region runs from base 1 to 390 and encodes 129 amino acids. The record is from RefSeq and is a predicted model, not a curated record. Gene Ontology annotation, cellular component: plasma membrane. Lineage: Eukaryota; Viridiplantae; Streptophyta; Magnoliopsida; Asparagales; Orchidaceae. The transcript has a single exon.